GCGUAUAUCCUGUCCGGUGGAUUGGUUUGGUAUUUUCUGCGACUGCGAGCGAUUGGUUCAGAAAAAUUAGACCUGCCUUUCGGAUAUCUGCUUUCUUCUUGUGCUACCUGUUCACUUCUUGUGGAAUAUCCAUUAUUGCCUUUGCUCCUAGUCUUGCCUUUCUCAUCCUCUUGGUUUCUGAAUUUUCCACCCUAGUUUCUGCAAUUUCUACACGGAUUAGUUGAGCGUAGGUACACAGGGCAUCUGUCCUUAGUAGGAGCGAUAAGGUUAAAAAUGGAUGACAUCGAGCUGAUUCUGAACAGUAAAGUCCUAUUUUUUCCAUUAAAAAACGAAGAAUAAAGAAAUGGCAUAGUGGGAACCGCUUGUUUUAUCUUCUGUCUUGUGGUUCUGAGCACUCUAGAUUGAUAUGCAGGGAAAUUUGUCGUCCUUGGGCACUGUAAAUGCAAAACUGUAGUUUCAUCGCGAAAAUCGGACUGGUCUUUAGCACAAAUGGAAGCGCUGUUUGAAGUAGUAGCGCAGGGGUGACAAGAUGAAGAUGUCUGCGUUCCUUCCGCUGCUCGUCACUCUCAUAUCUGCAGCCGCCACACUUCCAUCGGAGGCGCUCAGCGUGCGAGGCCAGCUGCUCAAGUCCCAGACGUUCCUGUCGCCGCCCAUCUUCCUGCGCCCCGGCUCCGUCUCCAACAAGUGGUACCACGACAUCGCCUUCCCCCGCGGCCACCUCGCGCUCAAGAGCUUCAACGCCGAGGUCGUCGACGACCACGGCGUCCCCGUCCCGCUCCACGAGACCUACCUCCACCACUGGCUCGUGGAGCCCUACUACGCCCCCAAGGACGGCGCCGCCGGCGAGGCGCGGAACCGCUCCAAGAUGAUCCGGCAUCGGAACUCCGGCGUGUGCAGCCAGACGCUGGGGCAGUACUACGGGCUCGGGUCCGAGACCCGGCACACGGCGACGUGGGUGCCUGACCCCUACGGCAUCGAGAUCGGCGACCCGGCGGCGGCGCCGGAGGGGUACGAGGAGAGGUGGCUGGUCAACGUGCACGCCAUCGACACGCGCGGCGCCGUCGACAAGCUCGGAUGCACCGAGUGCAGGUGCGACCUGUACAACCUGACGGUGGACGAGUUCGGCCGCCGCAUCGCCGACGACUACGCCGGCGGGCUGCUCUGCUGCUACGAUGAGACCCGGUGCAAGGUCGAGGAAGGGUUCGUCGAUGUCGAGGCGAGGAAGGUAUUCCUGCGGUACACCGUGGUGUGGCAAGACUGGAGCGACGCGGUCUUGCCGGUGAAGAUCUACAUCUUCGAUGUCACUGACAGAGCUCUGCUCGAGGGGAAAACCGAGACUGCUUGCAGGGUUGAGUACCUGGUCGAGGAAUGCAGCUCAGAGAACCGGGCCAAGAACGACUGCGUCCAUGUUCAGGUGGCCAAGCAGAUCCUGCCGCGGGGAGGCGACAUCGUGUUCGGCGUCGCGCACCUGCAUUCGGGUGGCAUCGCCGCUUCUCUGCACGGCGAGGACGGCCGGCUGCUGUGCGAAUCGACGGCAACCUACGGCGAUGGCCAGGAGGCCGGGAACGAGGCGGACUACAUCGUCGGCAUGUCGACGUGCUACCCGAAGCCGGGCGCCGUGACGGUGCGCGACGGCGAGGUCCUGACCGUGGUGUCCAAAUACAGCAGCCACCAGCAGCACACCGGAGUGAUGGGCCUCGUCUACAUCCUCGUCGCCGAGCACGGGCAGCCGCAGCCGCAGCAGCUGCCGGCCGCCGCCGGCAAGCCCGGCCUGUGCUUCAGCUUCCCAGUCUCAUGGUGCCUGCCGUCAUGGCUGUCGAGCAACCUAUGAGAAGAAUUUAGUAUAGGGUCUUAUAACUGACAAGAGUAUAAUUAAGAGUGUUAUGGCCAAAGGAGCAAGAGAAAAAACUAUCAGACAAAUGACACGGUGGAGCAUUAUUCUAGCUGUCUUGAUGGACCAUCAGUCAGUCAGUUUCUUGAAGGGCCCGCAUACUUGUGUUAGGGUGGGUUUUGCAGUAUCAGUAGCAAAAGAACUGUUAUAGGGAAUAACUCCUACACGGAUUACUUGAGUUACUGUAAGUAGAUGUACAAUCUAUUGUAAAAAAAAAUAUUGUGAUUACAUAUGCAUACCACCAACAUUUUCACGUC
Molecule: messenger RNA, 2148 nt
Organism: Setaria italica (foxtail millet)
Lineage: Eukaryota; Viridiplantae; Streptophyta; Magnoliopsida; Poales; Poaceae
Exons: 5
Coding region: 530-1831 (433 amino acids)
Source: RefSeq, a predicted model, not a curated record